Molecule: messenger RNA, 306 nt
Organism: Caenorhabditis remanei
Lineage: Eukaryota; Metazoa; Nematoda; Chromadorea; Rhabditida; Rhabditidae
Exons: 3
Coding region: 1-306 (101 amino acids)
Biological process (GO): regulation of transcription by RNA polymerase II; protein demethylation
Molecular function (GO): histone demethylase activity; transcription coregulator activity
Source: RefSeq, a predicted model, not a curated record
AUGUAUUUUCUAUUAAAUCUAGCUGUGGUGAAAGGAAGACCCUUCAUCUCGAUCUGGGUCGGAGAUGCGAGUUUCGAUCAGUGGCAACGUGUGGAGAUCAAGGAAGGAUACACUGCAAUCAUCCCAUCGGGAUACAUUCAUUUCGUGUACACCCCUGAGGAUUCGAUUGUUGUCGGAGGAAAUUUCCUGAUGACUCAAUAUUUGGAGCAACACUUCGACCAAGAAGAUGCCGCCACAGCCAGAGACCCAGCUGAUUCUAAUCCCCAAGGCGUCGGGAUCUGGAGAAAUGAUCUUCUACUUAAAUAA